Molecule: messenger RNA, 2565 nt
Organism: Symbiodinium natans
Lineage: Eukaryota; Dinophyceae; Suessiales; Symbiodiniaceae
Source: the annotation of a GenBank genome assembly
AUGGCUUUGAAAGAGGUGGCGGUUGCCUGGAAGAAAGAGGCAGAGAGAAUUGCUGGCGAGUUCGAGUUGAGAUCACCCAAAGACGCACGUGCCUUCCGGGAGAGCUUGGGCCGGCGACUUCGAGGCGAACGAGCACCCAUGAAGACCAUGGCGGUCGCCGGAGAGAUCCGCCUUGCUGGAGAUAUGGGAACCUAUACCAUACUCCCAUCCUAUCUGCCUGGAAAGAUGAACGAGCUUGCAGGCGGACUGUAUCGAGGUGACCGGGUGCUGUGCAAUGGGCGCCCCGGCAUGGUCUUCGGGAAGCCGGCGCGGGCGGCGUGCGUCCGAAUCUCCGUGUCCGUGAUGUACGAAGACGGAACCGUCAAGGACGAGCGGGUGGCCAAUCUGCAGCUGUUGGAAGACGUGCCCGAGGAUGAGCCGGUGGACGAAGCACCUCCGGUCCAGAUGGACCGGGGCAGUAGCACAGGAAUCUGCAAUGUCUGGGGAGCUGCUGUGAUUGAGCCGGGGAGCCCCACACUUUGCGCCGCAAUGGCCAGCAGGGCUCCACAUCGUCCAGUUUCUCUGGCACAGUCCCUGCACAAUGAUGCAUUGGACGGUGCCAUUACCUUUGAUGAGGCAAUCUCCCACACUGACGGCCUCAAACUUGUUCGCCUGGAGAAGCCCCUCAUUGUACACAAAGAGCCGGGCUGCAUCACGGUCGGAGAUCUUCCGGCCAAGGAUGAGAUCACGGACGAGAUAAAGAAGAAGGUGCAGUUCCUGGAUGUACUCAUGAACUGGGAGGGUGAGUUGGAUUUCAACAAGAUCGAAGAGUUGUUUUUCCAACAGCGCUACAGUGAUCUCCCACAUCCCAUCCGUAUGAACGGUCAAAACGAAACGCCCUACGACAUGCAGGUUUUCAUCGUUUCCAAAGGAGAAAACAAGUGGGAUAUCGUCAAGCACAUUAAGUUCGCUGAAGGGUCAAAAGUGCUGCGCAGCACUAUCCGCAGCAUGUGCACAGGGAGGGCCCUCGAGAUCGACUAUUGCAAGCAGUGCCGAGAAAAAGCUGUGAAUGAUCCCAAUGGGCCACUUUUCAAAUGGGACAAGGGAACCAUCAAGGAGUUCCUGCGCUGCCUUGCUGACAAAGGCUCGCAGGCAAACGCUAUCCAAGAUUGGCCCCUCACCCUGAAGAGCUUUACCCCGUGGGCCCUCAACACAAUCUUCGCACCCAUCUUGCCUCGCAUCCUGGAGCACGCAGUCAUUCUGAUUGGCAAGUCAGAGGUCGGCAAGAGCCCGACGGCCUACACUCUGGCGAACUUGGCUUCUGCAUUCUGGCUCCUUCAGAAGGGUCGUGAACAUGAGAAGCCAUCAUUCCAAAGCUGCAACCACCUGGACUAUUUCCGAAAGGAGAGAGGCCGUACAACAAAGCCAAGAGUCUUCGACGAUGGCAAUUUCAAUUUGGAGUCUCCGGCCUCGGUCAAAGCUGUCACAGAAGUGACAGGCUUUGACAGGAAGACCAUGGCCCGCUGGAACGCUUCUUCGUACGAGAAGAACCAGCUUUUCGUCGUCUGCUCCAACCCCUACGACCGAUCAGCUGAGCCCGCCUUGCCGCCCCAAACAAACAGCGACACGGUGUCCUUUGAAGUCUUCUACAAGCUUGUUAGGCCCUCUUUCCACAAGGACUUUGACGAGGAAGACUUGAUGGGUGUCUUCAAACGCUCGGUCAUGAUCGUCUUCACUGACAUCGGCAUCUAUGUUCGCUCGCCCGGCACACACCGCGACCCCAUCAAGCGUGUAGCCUGGCCCGACAAAGAUUUUGGGGUAGUCUCUCUCACAGCAAGGCCUACACUGUCCGCUUACCUGAAGGGCCACCUGCAACAACUCCCACCAAAUCAUGCGGAGGACAUGCAGUGGAGUUUGAAUCUUCUUCAGGCGGCCCUCGACGGAGAAGAAGUGCCCCUCUGCUACACGGUGACAGGCAAAGAAUUCUCCACCGGGAAGAAGUACCUCAAUGAGGUUCGCCCUGAUUUGGCAGGGAUUUCUGGCAGUACCACUCACUACUUCGAGGACAUCCCUGAGUCAACUCAGCCACCCACAAAGAAGCUCCGGUCUGUGAAAUCGUCCAGCUCCCUGCUCGCAUCUUCCAAUGCUGCACCAACAACCGCAUCUGCAGCAUCGUUCGUGGCAAAGGACAAGGUGCGUGUGAAGCAAGAGCCCACGGACGCCUUGCAGAAGUCCAUCGCCUUCAAGAAGAAACUCGGCAGCCGCACGUUGCAAAUCAAUCUCUCCAGCUCAUCAGAGAAGGAGGACACGAAACAGACGUCGUCGCCUCUCCACGCCGAGAUCAAGCAGUCCCCGCCCCAUCCGGAUUCCACCGCUGAUGGAUUCUUGCCGUCGCCAAACACACAUGCAGAGGCAGGAACUUCUGCAGUGGACUUCACGAAUGAUGAGAUGGAUGUUGCCUCCAACACUUCUCAAGAGGAUCCAAUGAAGAAUCUUCCGGACGAACACGAUCUUGAAGCAGAGAACCUCGGCAGGACCUUCUCACAACAGCUCGAUGACUUCGUGGACAACAUGCCGUCAGAGUGA